AUGGCUGCUGGAAGAAGAAACAGAAACAAAGUCAAGCCAUCCUUUUGUUCUGUUCAGGAAAAGAAUGUUAACAUUUCUCUUCCUGCAGCAUCAGUUGAUAUCCUGAAGCAAGUUUUAAUGGCAAGAGAGCCGAGGGCUAGCGCGGUUUCAGUCCCUCGUUGUUCUGCUGGCCAUGCAGAGUUGUCAACUGAUGGCAUUCUGAAAUUGGCUAGAGAAAAACUAAAUAGAAGGAAGGGUAUUGAUGUAGCUGCCAUUUUGUUUGGUGGCUAUUCUGAUGAUCACCCUAAUUCCAUCCUGUCGCCUCAGAAGUCCGAUGAUUUUGAACUUGCAGAACUGUUUCAAGGUGCUGUUCUCAGGUUCUCAAAGCGAGAGUUUGAGAAGGCGAAAUGGUUGCUGAAUAUAUGUCAAAGUUCUGCUUCACCUUCUGGUAAUGCACUUCAUAGGAUUGUAUCUUAUUUUUCAGAAGCCCUGCAAGAGAGGAUUUCUGUCGAACUUGGGUUGAAGUCAGCGGCGAAUGCUUUGGAAAUGAACCAUAGCAAAAUUUCAGUUAAGAAUGCGGCUAAAUAUCUGCAUCCUGAAUUGAUAAAGAGUCAUCUGUCACUUCCUUUCUGUCAAGUCACUGAUUUCACAGCAAUCCAGGCCUUAGUGGAUAAUGUGGGAUCAGCUAAAAGGGUUCAUUUGAUUGAUUUGGGAAUCAUGAAUGGAUCAAACUGGCCUAUCAUGAUCCAAGCUCUUGCUGCUAGGCAUGAACCAGUUGAACUUCUGAAGCUAACUGCAAUUGGAACACCAGAAGAUUAUAAAACAGGAAAGAUGUUGUCAUCUGUUGCAGAAUCUAUGAACAUUCCCUUUGAGUUCAGACUGAUUGUAUCAGACCUGAAAGAUCUUAGGGAAGACAUGUUUGAGUUAUCGGAUGAUGAAGUGCUAGCGGUAUACUCAGAACUGCGGCUUGGGAGUUUGCUAUCGACGCCUGAUCACUUGGUAUCUCUUCUGAGAACUAUUGAGAAGCUCAAUCCAUGCGCGAUGGUUGUGAUUGAAAUUGAAGCAAGUACGGACACUCCUGUUUUCCUGGACCGUUUUGAUGGUUUGCUUUCCGUUUCUGCUGCUUUUUUCGAUUGCCUUGAAGAUUGCAUGGAGCGCGAUAAUCCUUGUAGAGCGCUCAUAGAAGGAGGCCUUAUCUGGGAUGCAGUUAGGAAUGUUAUCAUCUGUGAAGGUGAGGAAAGGAUUAUUCGCCAUGAAAGGCUUGAAUUCUGGAGAGGUUUCUUGACAAGAUUUGGCUUCGUGGAAGUCGCGCUGAGCGAUACUGCAUUUUAUCAACUAGACAUGGUUUUAAAGAGAAAUCCUCGUUGGGUUUCUUGCAAUGUGGAUAAAAAAGGCAAAGGCAUCAUCGUUGGGUGGAAGAAAACACCGAUCAAGUCUCUCUCAGUUUGGAAAUUCCAGCAUGAGUAA
Molecule: messenger RNA, 1446 nt
Organism: Oldenlandia corymbosa var. corymbosa
Lineage: Eukaryota; Viridiplantae; Streptophyta; Magnoliopsida; Gentianales; Rubiaceae
Source: the annotation of a GenBank genome assembly